This is a messenger RNA of Trichobilharzia regenti, 300 nucleotides long. The record is from the annotation of a GenBank genome assembly. NCBI's taxonomy places the organism in Eukaryota, Metazoa, Platyhelminthes, Trematoda, Strigeidida, Schistosomatidae.
AUGACUGUUUCCAGUUUUGAUCCUUUUGCUUAUUUUGGAUAUCCCACUCCUAACAUUGUGUCUUAUGCAUCUGAAAAUAAAGUCUCUUUUUGUUUGAUGACGUUCCUAUUGGGAAAUAUUAUUGAAGGACAGUUAGUAUCUACAGGUGCUUUCGAAAUCUAUUUAGAUGAUAUGCCAAUCUGGUCCAAAUUGUAUACAAAUCGUUUCCCACAACCUGAAGAGCUCCUUAAGAUAAUUGAUAACCAUCUUAUGUUCCGAGGCCCAGGAAAAGUUUCUCAAUCCUCUGUUCCACCAUUGUAG